AUGUGGGCUGACGAUCAAUUACGCUUAUUAAUCACCGAAAGAAGAAAUAGAAAUGUCGAGUACUACGAAAUCCCUGGAAGUAGUAGGGUGGAUUUUUGGAAUAAUAUUGCGGAUAUAAUUAAUAGGAGAUUUAGUACCAACUAUAUGGGAUAUCAAUGCAAGGGUAAAUUUCAAAAUCUUGUAAGGGAUCACACUGGCAUAGAACCAGAACCGGAGUACGAUACUUUGAGGAAUUCCGCUCACGUUUUUGAGAGAGACCGGUUUGAUCAAAUACAUAACAUAAACGCAUUCUCGAGAAGAAGAGAAGAAAGACGGCGAAACCACACUCCACCACCAACCUACGAAGAAGUUUCAUCAAUGAUAAAUAUGAGUCGUCGUGAAUCUCCCACUAGUCAAAGGGAUCGAUCUGCAUCCCCGACCUGGAGAAAUCUCACCAGAAGAGACGAAACUACUAAUCAAGAUAAUGUAAGUAAUGUAAAUGAUGCAGAUAGGAAUUCAGGCCAUAACACUAAUGAUGUAGCUAGAAAUUUAGAUAAUGCGAUAUACUCAUCUUUAACUAAUUUGGCAAAUACUACUUCAACCCCUAACAUAUCUGCAUCACAAAAUGAUAGUGAUAUUAGUAUGGCCGAUGUAGGGGGUAGUCAACCAUUGGAACCUAUAAAUGAGGUGGAAAGUUAG
This is a messenger RNA of Cetraspora pellucida, 678 nucleotides long. The record is from the annotation of a GenBank genome assembly. Lineage: Eukaryota; Fungi; Glomeromycota; Glomeromycetes; Diversisporales; Gigasporaceae.